This is a messenger RNA of Phlebotomus argentipes, 4198 nucleotides long. Its product is annotated as sex-lethal homolog. Lineage: Eukaryota; Metazoa; Arthropoda; Insecta; Diptera; Psychodidae. Bases 487 to 1308 code for a protein of 273 amino acids. The transcript is spliced from 6 exons. The record is from RefSeq and is a predicted model, not a curated record. Gene Ontology annotation, cellular component: ribonucleoprotein complex. Gene Ontology annotation, molecular function: RNA binding.
CGCUGAACUGAGACUUUCCGUCCGUGUGUUUUCCGCAAAUUUGCCGACAAAUCUCGAGCAACUUGCAAAGAAUGUAAGCAAAACACAGAGUGUAAAAGUCUAAUUCGCUGGUGUGGCUUCCUUGCAAUCCGUCGUCGUGUUUCCUGAGCCUGACAGAGGAGGAAGUCCUCAGAUCCUGCUCGGAAAAGUUCGUCAGUGGGCCGAGCGUGCUGUCGACAGAAAUGCUUUCGACGUUGCCAUCUCCUUGUGAAUUGCGCGUUCUUUUCCUGCCACUCUCGCGUAGUUCUCGUGGGUUCUGUGUGCAAUAGCUCCCCAAAGUGGCGUCCGCGGACUCUCCCAGGUUCACUGAACGCAAUGCGGAGUGGGAUGUGACAAGAGGAUAAGGAGGAAAUCAGUGCUCGGAUAAACUGCGAGUCCCCAAAGAGUGAAGAGUGUGUGUGACGGAAAGGAUUUGGCCAUUGGAAUACGUGUGUGCAUCUAUGAGAAAUGUAUAACAAAAUGAAUGGUUAUGCCCCAUUUAGGUCGAGCUCCGGACGCAUGUGGGGAAUGUCUCACUCGCUGCCCUCGGGCAUGGACACGGAUUUCUCGCUCAUGUACAACACACGACGCGGCGGGAUGAACUUCCCGGCCAGCAGCACCUUUGGCGCCGCCGGACACGCGUCCUCGUCCAGCACCAGCUCGCUGACGGGCGUCGGCGGCACGAAUCUCAUUAUCAAUUACUUACCUCAGGACAUGUCCGAGCGAGAGUUGUACUCACUGUUCUCCACGAUGGGCCCCAUUGAGAGCUGCAAAAUUAUGCGAGACAUGAAGACUGGAUAUAGCUACGGCUUCGGAUUUAUCAAUUACGGCACGGAAGAGGCGGCUUCCAGGGCAAUCAAAUGCCUCAAUGGUUUAACAGUGCGAAACAAGCGAUUGAAGGUUUCAUACGCCAGACCGUCAGGUGAUGAUCUGAAGGAAACAAAUUUAUAUGUCACGAAUCUUCCACGCACCAUAACUGAAGAGAUGCUAGACGUAAUUUUCGGUAAAUACGGAACCAUUGUACAAAAGAACAUACUUAGGGAUAAAAUAACUGGACAACCGCGUGGUGUUGCAUUUGUACGAUUUAAUAAGCGAGAGGAGGCCCAAGAAGCAAUAUCUGCCCUAAACAAUGUGAUUCCACAAGGUGGCAAUCAACCCCUGACGGUGCGAGUGGCUGAGGAGCACGGCAAGGCGAAGGGAGCUCUCUACUUGCCAACGUAUAACUCCGUGAUGCACAGAGGUAGACAAAGAAUGCGAAUGAAUAUGAAUAAUAGAACAUUUCCAUAUUAGUCGUGGCUCCGUUCAUUUCUUUUUCGUUUUAAUUCACACGUCUCAAGACUCUGGAUUAAGUCUUCAUCCCAAAUUUACAAGCUUCUUAUUAGUUAGAUCACGAUGGGAGUUUAAUUUCAUCAAGAGAAAUUCAUUAAUCAGAAAAUUUAAUAAUUUAUACUUUGUUCUUAGUUGUUUGUUUAGUUACAAUUAAACAAAAUAAAAACAUAAAUUUAAUAAAGAGACAUCAUAAAACAUGGUAGAAAUUGUGAAUUUAUGUUGCAAAGUAUCAGUGUUUCUGAUGAUUGGCACAGUUUUCAAAGUUUUUCUCCCUUUUUUUCAUUGUAAUUUCCUUAUUGCGCGAUACAAACAUUGCUUUCUGCUCGAUUGUUAGCCACAGCUCUUUUCUCUUUACAACUGCAUUGGGCGUUGCUAAAAACCAUUUACAAGAGAGAAAAGAGACGAGAGUUUGUUUUUCUCAUGAAUUCAUAUUUUUUCGUAUCUUUAAAGCAUGUGUGCAAAAUUUUACUAGUGGAAGCGAAAAAACUUAUGAUUUUGACCUCAACCAAAAUUUGCUGAUAACCAAGGAUUGUAGUUCUAUGAACAAUGCAAAUUUUCAUAGUAACUGUGCGCGGGGAAAUAUAUGAUGUGAAAAUGAUUUAUGAGGCAGUGUGGGGAAGGCAGUAAAAUCACCAAAAUUUUAUUAUAUAAAUAUGAUGGAAAUAAGCGUGUUUAUAUGACGUUCAUGCACUUAAAAGUUAGUAAUUUUAGAUAUGCUUGCUUUUUCAUUUUAAUACAGGGUCGCGCACAGUCAUUGAUAUUGCAAUGUUUGCAGUGACUGGAAAUUAAAUAGGGACAGACGAAGAUUUUGUACAUAUCGAUAAGCAGUGAAUUUCCACGAUUAUUAUUUUAAAGUUUUAAAAUUUCUCUGCACAAGCACUGCUCAUGUUUCUCUUGAUAUUUUCAUUCCUCUGAGAUUAGUUGUUUCAAAAUUUGAUAUCGAAUUUUAGCUACACGAAGUGGAUGAUAGAUCCAUAACAAGAAUCUUCUUGGCUUUCUGCCAAUCUCACUAAGUUUUAGACGUGUUUAUACCAUAAUUAUAACAAUAUAAUUCAAGCAAUCUAGAACAAAACGUUUGCCACAAAUAUCCCUAACUUUUAGAGAGCUAAAAGACUUUCCUGCCUUCAAAUUGAUUGUGAUUUGGAAAUCGACCGUCUGUACUUAUUUAAUGUCAAGUCACUGCUUGUGUAGAUUUGUAGGAAUUUUUGCAAAGAGGAAGAAUAGCCGAAAAACUUGUAAUAUCUCUGUUUGUGCUCGAUUCGAUUACUUUUCAUGCCCUUGUCCUUAAAACUAUGUCGUUUCGUUCUUUUCAUCAUUAGAGAAAAUGACUAUGUUGUGAAUUUUUAUAUAUAUUUAAGAAUCAUCCAUUUUGAUAUAUGAAAACAUAAUUUAUUGCUACAUAGGACAAAAUACAAGUGAAUGCGAGUGAGUUUAAGUCAAAAAUCCAAUAAUAUCUCUUUCAUGCGACUCCUCUUCACAUGCCGGUGGUCAAAAUAAAUAUUUUUAACGCACUUUGCGCAGGAUUCGAUGGUUUGUACUGUAGGAAAAAGUCGUAUCCCUACCCCUAUUGAGGUGGAUCCACUGAAUAGCUGUAAAUUUACCUUUAUUUUCAUAUAAAAAAAAAACAUGUGUGAAACGAAUUAUUGUUUCGUGGCUCGAGAGUUUUGCUCUCCAAACUGAUGAUAGUGAAUGAUAGGAAGAUGAUAUUUAGGAGCAAAGUGUAUUUUUUCCUUCAUGGGUGUAAAUAAAAGUAACUAGGUUUAAGGGAUGAGAUUAUUUUUAGUUAAAUGUCUCACUGUGUGUAUAAAGUAACAAUAUAUAUUGUGUUUAUUUUGUAAUUAUGGUAUUAUAUACACGAGAAGACGAAGAAAAGAUAGGCGACAGGUGAAUUCAAGGCGAUUUACACUGGAGAAAUCAUAACAAUUUACUGAAAGGUUUACGCAAAAGACAACACUAAUGAAAACAACUUCAAUUUAUAUAAAGAGACGAUACAUUGUAUUGCUAGUAAAAGCAGAAAAUAUUGAAUUCCACGACAUUAGGAGAUGAGAAGAAUCAUAUUAUUACAACACAAUCUAACAACAAAAUAAACGGAAAAGAGAGUCCAAAGUAUGAAGGAACAAAUCAUACACAAAAUAGCUGUAAAAUGAUAUUCAACACAAAGUGACAACCAAGUAAAAUAGCUGAGAAAUACAAUGAAAAAUUCACCAAUAUCCGAUACAUAUUGCAAAAAGAAGCCUAUUAUAGUAACAAGACGGGGCGGAGUUUAUUUAAUCACUAACUCUAGUGUAUAAAGUAACGUCAAUAAAAGGAUUUAAUGGUACAUCGAUCUCAUUGCAGAGUUUAUCAAAGUUAUAAAUAAAUUUUAUUGUAUAUUGACGGGUGAGAAUUUGAUUUCCUCCUGACUUUUCAUCAUAAGGCAUUAAGGCAAAUGUAUUCUUCAUGACAUUCAGUUGAUAAAGAAGUGUCAUGUAAAAAAAAAUCUUCUAAAAUUUACAUCUUUAAAGGAAAGGCCGUAAGAGAAACUUUAGAUUAUCUCCCAGUACCUUAAAUAAAAAUUGAUCCUUUCUCUGAUAAGAUUUAUUGAACAUAUAAAAGAUAAGCAUGUAUUCGAAAAAAAAACGUUGUGUAGUUGCAGAUUAUAUUAUUAUACAUAAAAGAAAACCAGAAAUUGAGACAAGAGUUGAAUUUAUUGUUAAUAGGUUUAGUCUCAUUGAGGAUUUAAGAGAAGAGGAUGAGGAAGAAAAUGAGAAAACUAUAUAUUGCGACGUGAGAAAUCAGAGUAUAUAUAUAUAUACAUAAAAGAAGAAUUAUACCUAAAAUAUAAAGGCUUUGAUAAGUUCCGAAACAACAA